GGCUAGACAUUCAAAGCAUUAAGAACAAUAACAAAAACUCACAUGAAAUAACCUCGAGGUGAUCAUAAUUUUAUAAUUUCUCCUUCAACACACCCUUAAUUUAUCCAUUUCUAUACAAUCAUGUAUACCAAAUGAGCUGAUUUGGACAAGAAUCUCAAAGAAAUGCAUGAUAUGUAUUUGUCAAAUCUCGAAGAAAUGCACAUAUGUAUUUGUCAGAAUGAUUAUGUUGAAGCACUUUUGGGUUUCUAAUGAGUUAUUAUGUGUUAUGUUAUUGAGUGACCAGUUCAUGGCUUCUUUGUUGCAUGUGUUUUCGGCCCACGUAGAUGAGGUGGUGGGAAAGGUUGUGAAGUCUUCGGCUGACACCACACCGGUCACUUGUAUAAUUGCUGACACGUUUUUCGUGUGGCCCUUGAAGAUUGCCAAGAAGUUUGGGAUUAUUUACGUUUCAUUUUGGACAGAAACUGCUUUGGCUUUUUCAUUGUGUUAUCAUCUUGAUCUUCUUCAAAUGCAUGGCCAUUUUGCAUGUCAGGAUGUGCGAGAGGACACCAUAGAUUACAUACCAGGAGUGCGAGCAAUCGACCCCAAAGACAUGAUGUCAUAUCUUCAGGACGCUGAUACAACAUCUGUGUGCCACCAAAUCAUAUUCAAUGCCUUCAAGGACGCCAGAGGUGCACAUUUUCACCUGUGCAACACAGUGCAGGAGAUUGAGUCAGAGACCAUAUUAGCCCUGCAAGCCAAGAUGAAGUUCUAUGCCAUUGGACCCAUUUUUACAACCACAUUCAGCAAGAACAUUGCGGCUACGAGCCUGUGGUCCGAAUCAGACUGCACCCAGUGGCUCAACACCAAGCCCCAUGGCUCGGUUAAUAUUUAACAUUGGCCUUUGUGUUAGUGAAAGCCCAAAGGCACCAAAGCAAAUGAGACUUGCCCAUGGCCCAGUCGAUAGGCUUGAAGCAAAUUGAAGUCAUUUCAGCUAAAGCAUAGGCCAUGUGCCUAUGAUUGAAGUGAUGGGUGACAGAGACCAACUCACCACCAGCCAAAAAGCACUUUCUGAUGGCAUAAAUGAGUAAAUAAAAGAUGACUCACUGCCCUUCGAAAGCAAACAGUCGGGCCAAAUUGCCUAUAAAAGGAGAAAGAGACACCAGAGACAAGGACACUCAACCAACCAAUCAAAAGAUAUACAUACUCUGCUCUCAAGCCAGUUCGUACCCAGAAGCUUAAACUUGUCCAUAUUCAGUCCUUUUAACUAUAGUUCCCUUAGAAAAGCCAUUUUUUGUCUAGUGUAAAAGCUCUGCUACCAUCCCUUAGUGUUGUAGUAUCGAUUCCCUCAUGUAAAACCUAUUUACUUUCCAUCCCUCCUAGCAUACAAACCACUGUAAACAUAAAGAGAAGUGGUUGCAAGAAGUUCAACCUUACCCGACAAGGUGAAAUCUUGCCGAAUC
This is a messenger RNA of Malus domestica (apple), 1439 nucleotides long. The record is from RefSeq and is a predicted model, not a curated record. NCBI's taxonomy places the organism in Eukaryota, Viridiplantae, Streptophyta, Magnoliopsida, Rosales, Rosaceae.